AAAAAAAAGAUCAAUGGAAAUGGGCCUUCUUGGAAAGGGGAGUGCAUGCUCGGAUGUUGGGUGUAUGCUGGUGGUUUUCUAGCCAAACAUUUGGGCCUGGGGCUGUGUUGCAGAGUAGAGAUUGUGUUGAAUCUCGAAGUUGCAGAAUGAGGUUGUGUAGAAUGAAGCAAUUGCAGGAAGAAGGGAGGUUGAAGAAUGAAGAAGAAAAAUGCAGAAAUGAAGACCGAGAAAUUGCAAAAUGAGAAUUUGCAGAAUGAAGAAUACUCCAAUCUGAAGAAUGAAGGUGUGUAUUUAUAGAUUUUCUUCCAAAUCUGUUAGAAAUGUAACUUAAAUGUAUGUCAAAUGCAAAUGAAAUUUAGGGAGUUAUUAUUUAGUUAGAAAUUCCCAAACUCUGUUAGUGUGGUUUUGAUUCUGUGUAUGCGAAACUGCAUAAGUUAUAGUGGACUCCAUUUAGAUUCUGUUUUCCAGUUAGCACUAGUUUAAAACGGCUUAAAUCGUGUUAGCCAAGUGUAUUAGGUUGGAUUCCUGAUGUUAGUGAGCUCAACCAGACACAGUCCAUGUCUUCAUCUCUUACAACAAUGGCAAAACCUAACCAUGAAAAAAAUGAAACAAAUCCAUGCUCACACCAUCACCAACAACCUCACUCGCUUCUCCUACAUCUCCAGCAGAAUCUUAGCCUUCUGCUCUUUCUCACCGCGCGGCAAUUUUCGCUAUGCAGAGACCCUUUUCACCCACAUGCCCAAUCCCAAUCUCUUCGAUUACAACUCCAUCAUCACCUCUUACACAACAAAUUCACAAUUCCACAAAUCACUCUCGGUUUUCACCAAAAUGCUCAACACCAACGUUCGCCCCAAUUCGAAUACUUUCACCGCCCUUGUAAAAGCAUGUGUUACACUUUCUUAUCUAGAACAAGUCUUUACUCUAUCCAUGAAAAUGGGGAAUUCAUCUGACGUGUAUUUCGUGAGCUCGGUUAUCAAUGUGUUUUCGAAACACGGAGCAAUACACCUUGCUCGUAACGUGUUCGAUGAAAGUUCUAACAGAAAUGUGGUUUGUUGGACGAGUCUCGUGAGUGGCUAUUGCAGUUGCGGGUUGGUUAAUGAUGCGAGGGAAUUGUUUGACGAAAUGCCACAGAGAAACGACGCGUCGUAUAGUGCUAUGGUUUCUGGGUAUGUUAAGAACGGUUUUUUCAGUGAGGGAAUUGAACUUUUUCGUGAAUUGAAGAAGAACAAGGGUUAUGCACGUGUGAGACCCAAUGGAUCACUUUUUGUGAGUGUUCUUAAUGCGUGUACCAUGGUGGGUGCUUUUGAAGAAGGGAAGUGGAUUCAUUCUUAUGUUGAGGAAAAUGGUUUGGAGUAUGAACUUGAACUUGGAACUGCUUUGAUUGAUUUUUACACGAAAUGUGGAUGGGUAAAGAGUGCAGAGCAAGUGUUUGACAAAAUGCCUGUUAAAGAUGUUGCUACUUGGAGUGCUAUGAUUUUGGGUUUAGCUAUUAAUGGGAAUAAUCUGAUGGCUCUGAAACUGUUUGAAAAUAUGGAGAAGGUUGGACCAAAACCUAAUGAAGUUACUUUCAUUGGAGUUCUCACAGCUUGCAAUCAUAAAAAUAUGUUGGGUGUAGCGUUGCGGUCAUUCGGAAUUAUGACUGAAAAAUAUGGCAUAACACCAUCCAUUGAACACUAUGGAUGUGUGGUUGAUGUUUUGGCUCGAAGUGGACAAGUAAUAAAGGCCUUAAGUUUCAUUAGAAAUAUGCAUAUUGAACCUGAUGGAGCUAUAUGGGGGUCUUUGCUUAAUGGAUGUUUGAUGCAUGGUUAUUUUGAAUUGGGACAGACAGUUGGCAAGUAUUUGAUAGAGUUUGAGCCUCAACAUAGUGGUAGGUACGUCCUUCUCGCAAACAUGUAUGCCAAUAUGGGUAAGUGGGAAGGUGUUUCUGAGGUAAGAAAAAUGAUGAAAGACAGGGGAGUGGUGAUUGUUUCUGCUUGGAGUUUCAUUGAAAUUGAUCAAACCAUCCACAAGUUUGUUGCUGAUGAUAAGUGUUGUUUGAAUUCAGGAGAAAUUUAUGAAGUCUUAAGUGACUUGGGAAGGAAAGUUGAGGAAUUUUCAGGAGACAAGGAUGCCCUUUUUUUCAUUUGAAAUUUGAAAGAAUAUCUUAUUUAUGGGUUUUGAAAGAAUAUCUUAUAAAAAUUUGUACUUUAUGGGUUUUGUUAAGGUUUGAAGAAGGAAGCAAGCCAGAAAGAUGUUGUUUUGAGUCUGGUUAUCGGGAAAGAUCAUCUACGGCUGAAGAUGAUGCCCACAAUACGGAGAUCAUCCUGGCCAUUAAUCACGCUCUGAUCAUGCGGUCAUGAUUCAUCCACUACAGUUAUGUUUUUGUCUCCUUAGAAUCCAAGAACACAACAGUAAGAGCCUAUAGAACAGAUCAUGUUUUUUUGUUUUUUUCAAGUAACUCUGGCUUUGGAAUCUAUUUAUAUAAAAAAAUGGUUCUGAGAAGUCUUGUAAUCCUUCCAGAUUUUGUUACCAAACAAAGCAGCUCUGGACCCACUUUGAGCUUUUCAUGGUUGGAAAGAUUUUGUAAAUAUGUUUCUUAUUCAGUGCUAGUUAGCAGUAGCAAAUUCAUUUCUUUAACCAAUUUUAACUUGUCAUAUUGAGAUUUUCAUUCAAAGUUGCAUGCUUUUAAACAACACUUUUCACCUUAUAACUCACUUCUGCCUUGGAUGGAUAUAAUUUUUAUGCAAACUGUUAGGUUGUAGCUCUACUGAUGGUGCAUAUCUAAUCAAUGAUGCUUUAAGUGUAUAUUGUUUACAAGCAGUUUGAUAUACUGAUGAUAUCUGCACUUUCAAUUCCGAUAAAUGAAUACAAAAUCAUCUUUAUUGACUGGUCUCCUUCCCACAAAAUCUGUUACUUUUUAUUUAGUGAAGCCAUUGUCUUUGUGCUGAUUGUUGUCAUCUGAACAAUAUAUGUUUUGGGGCAAGAUGAAACUAACCCGUCCAUGUUAUUUUCAUGUCAAUGUUUGAACGAAUAUUGUACGACACUGGAUCAUAUAAAGGUGUUAGUUUAGCUUCGGGUGAGGAUUUAUAUAGUUGUCGGCUUAUCCUAGACCUGUCCUUCACGAUUCUAUCAGCGCCGUCUUUGUUCCAAAGACUUUCAAGGAUACGCUUUAGAUGUUUAUUCAUUGUAGAGGAUAUAAAAGGUAGAGGUCUGACUAAAGUUCCACAUUGUUUAUGCGUAAAAGAAAUUAAGCAGCUCAGAUAUAAAAUGAAAGGACCUCUACUUGUGUCAGUUACGGAGCCGUGUGAUGAUGACAUAGCGAACUAUUCUUUCGCCUUUUACUAAAGAAUACCGUGUCAGCGUCAUAAUAAGCGGCAUACGCUAGUUUUUGGAAGAGUCCUCUUAACUGAGGUCUCUGCAAUAUUAGUUCAACUUUAUGUUUUGUUUUUUGGUAUUUCUUACUGUUAUUUAGUUCAUUUAGGUUUUAUUGUGUUUUAUUCUAUAAAAUUAUAAGCUUUGUAGUAUUAUGAAGAAGCAUUAACCUCAUAGUUGUCCUUAUACAUUAAUUUACACUCUAAUGAGAACUCAUCUGCAAAUGGUGUUAUAUUUAGUCACAUAUUGAAUCAUUGCAAUGAACCCAUUUGCAAAAGAGAUUGCUAAUGGUGUUAUAUUUAGUCACAUAUUGAAUCAUUGCGAUGAACCCAUUUGCAAAAGAGAUGACUGAUGUUGCAUUAAAUUUCAAAUCCAUAGCUCCUCUACCUAGUAUUAGGCCAACGAGAAUGAACCAAAUGGAUGUGGUCAAUGUACUCUUAAGAACUAACAUAUCUAAAAGUAUUUAGAUCUCGUUCAGAUGUACCCCACUAAAAAAUCUUUCCGUAUAAGACAUCGCCUAUGGAUGGUGAUGAAAAUGGGAAGAUUAUGAAGAACUAAUAAAAUUUCAAGAGAAAUUUCUUAUAACAUGUUGUUUCAAGGAUUAUGCUAUCUCAAACAUGUAGAGUCCAAAGUCCAUUUUACCAAAACCAAUUGUCUUGUAUGACACAUCUUGUAUCAAGCAAUCCUUAUCAGAGAAUAUACAAUAUCAAGAAGAAUAUCUUGCUAAUUUUGAUACCGAAACCUAGUUGAAACUAAACAAUGGCAGGCAUAAAACAUCAAUUAAGAUAAUAGAGUCAGUGAGACGUACACACUUCAUUAGAAAAUUCUGCUAUGGCCAUAUUACCUUAACCGGUAUUGAAUUUAUCCUAUAUUAUAUGUCGAUAACAUGUCUAAAGUAGAGCAUAUGUGGUCAGUGGCACCAUUAUAAAAAAAUCCGUAAAUCGAAUUUUCGGACUACAGAACAAUAGGAAGCAGAUUUGAUAGGUUGUGUGGAGGUCACUGUACAAGCCUGAUUCACACCGUGUGAGGUAACAUUAGCUCCUCCUUUCAAUGUGUUGGACUUGAGCAUUCCUUGAAUUUACGAUCCAGGUAUUGACAGCGUUAUACAUCAUUCAUGGUUUCAAUGACGCUGCGGUUGGCCGUGAAGUGGGUUGUGAGACGCACUCAUAAGGUAUACUUGUGAAGAAGAUUUACAUCUAUUUCAUCGUUGUUAUGGUACUUUUGUUGGCAGAUAUUAUUUUGAAGGUUGUUGAAAGUUGUGGCUUCUAGCAUGAUAUUCUAUGCCGUGCUUUGAAUAUCAUAAUCAUAUCACCAAGCAUAUGUGAUUUUUCACAAAUGGGAUAGUAUAAGAGACUAUUUUUAAAUUCUAUUAGUUGUCUCCUUUCCAGAGAAACUGUUUCUUUUGAUACUCAAGUGAAAUAUAAUGUUCGGCGGUAUAGCUCAGUUUGUAUACUUGAUAUGCUUGAACAAUUUGGUGGGGGUUUGAUAAAGUUAAAUUGAUCACCGUGCUGUGCAAUGAAGAGUAUAAUUUUUCAUUGGUGUUUUUGAAGGAAUGAAAACUUGCAAUGAAACCAAUAAGCAAAUGAACCUAGAAGGCCAACACAGUCUCACACCCAUCUAAUACUCAUAGGAACUCAUUUUCAAAGGAGAUGGAUGGUGUUGUAUCAUUAAGUAAUGGUGAAAAUAUGAACAAACCCAGUGUAGCAAGUUUUUGAACAAGAUUCUUUUGUAGCUAUAGCCAUGGUAGGUUUUGAUCAUGAAAUGGUGAGGUUUGUAAAGACUUACUUAAAACAAAGGAUGGAGCAUAUCAUUGGCUCAUAUAUAGCUCUUAUUUUCAAAGUGACAGCUGAAUGAUAAUGAUUUGCAGUAUUACAAAAAACAUUGACGUCACAGAUUGGAAAACAUGAUCAAACUCAUCAUUGCGAUGAACCCAUAGGCCAAUCAAGUUUGUGUAUGUGUUUAGUUUAUUGAAUUUUUUUGAUCUAUUAAUCACUAACUGGAAUUUUGAUUAGGGAGGGAUUAAUUAGUUGUUUGAUACACAAAUAUGUGGUUAAGUGGUUCAUCUUCAAAAGCCAAAAAUUGAUAACUCAUCUGCUCCCUCGUUAUUAAUCCAUUUGUAAUUUGUUUCUGAUUUCUCUACUUCAACACAAUUACUUUAUGUACUAUUUAUCAAUUGAAAGCCAGUGGGAAAUUGCGAUCCAGAUAGAUCACACUAUGCGUGAUAGAUAGAGAGACUAAAUAUACGUUCCAGGUGCGUGAUAGAUCGAGAGUACUCUUUGUUUCUUCUUUCAUUGGUGUUUGGUGUUUAGUAUUUUCUAAUAAAUGCCUAACUAGUAAUCUUUGUUUCAUCUUUCAUUGGUGUUUGGUGUUUAGUAUUUUCGAAUAAAUGCCUGACUAGUACUCUUUGUUUUAUCUUUCAUUGGUGUUUGGUGUUUAGUAUUUUCGAAUAAAUGCCUAACUAUUUAUAGUGCGUGCAUAACUUGUUGACUUGACUUGCGCCAGUACACUAAGGUAAAGCAUCUCUGUCUUGAACAGAUUCUUUUAUCUGCUAUAGAUUUUGAUCUGUAUUGAAUGACAAAUUACAAACAUAACCAAACUCACACCAUCUAAUACCCAAAAUGAACACAUUUGUCAUUUUGUGGCUGGAUUAGAAGAAAGUAAAUUUCAACAACUUUGGUACUGGUUUGGUGACUGGGCCAUUUUAUUACUGUAAUGUUAUUUUUUGCUGUAUAAUAUUUUCUUGUCUUGGUAUUUGAACAAGUUAGAUUUCUUUCUCUCAACUUUAUUCUUUGCGGUUUAAUAUUUGAUUGUCUUAGUUGUUAGAUUUGUUUAUGGACAAGAAUGAUGGUUGAGGACUUCACAGUAAAAUUUCCUAGUCCCACACUGCUAAUGAGAGAUAUUAGAUGACUUUGAAGUUAUAUAUGAAAGGAAGUUUGUUCAAUGUUAUAACUAUCUUUGCGCUUGGGGCAAUGACGCAGCUAGUGAGGUACUAACCGAGGCGCGUCUAUUGCUGGUUGAAAACUAUUUCCAAACCCCCUCUUAGGCUUGGGUUCAACUCAAGCCUUUGAGAAUUUUUGGAAGGACUCCCUUCUGGGUAAAGUCCUACAA
Messenger RNA from Lathyrus oleraceus (garden pea), 6459 nucleotides. RefSeq names its product pentatricopeptide repeat-containing protein At5g06540. NCBI's taxonomy places the organism in Eukaryota, Viridiplantae, Streptophyta, Magnoliopsida, Fabales, Fabaceae. Gene Ontology annotation, biological process: RNA modification. Bases 529 to 2127 code for a protein of 532 amino acids. Gene Ontology annotation, molecular function: protein binding; RNA binding. The transcript has 4 exons. The record is from RefSeq and is a predicted model, not a curated record.